This is a messenger RNA of Pistacia vera, 614 nucleotides long. RefSeq names its product peamaclein. The coding region runs from base 100 to 366 and encodes 88 amino acids. Lineage: Eukaryota; Viridiplantae; Streptophyta; Magnoliopsida; Sapindales; Anacardiaceae. The record is from RefSeq and is a predicted model, not a curated record. The transcript is spliced from 2 exons.
CCCUACGACCACCCACUUAAUUUGCCAAAGUUCUGAAUAACUCCAUUACAAAACCAUUGCUCUCUCUAAAGUUUUUAUUUUUUUUUUCUGCUGAGAAAAAUGAAGCCUGUGUUUGUUGCAUUCCUUUUCGUUUCUCUUGUUCUUACUUCUUCUUUCUUUGAGGUCUCAAUGGCUGGUUCAGAUUUCUGUGACUCAAAGUGCGCGGUGAGGUGCUCAAAAGCAGGAGUGAAGGAUAGGUGCUUGAAAUACUGUGGAAUAUGCUGUGAAAAAUGCAAUUGUGUUCCAUCUGGGACUUAUGGGAACAAGCACGAGUGCCCCUGCUACAGAGACAUGAAGAACUCAAAGGGCAAACCAAAAUGCCCUUAAACUCUUUCAUUUAAUAAUAACUCUUUCAUGGACCCAUUAAAGAUUAUGAUUUGUGUCACCUUAUGAUAUAUUAGUAAUCUAUAAUAUAGAGCUUAAUAUAUAAAGGGUCCUAGCUGUAAUACAAAAGAGAGUGUUAAUAUUGUUAAUUGUUAUGGUUAUGCUUUAUUAUUAUUGUAUAUUUCCUUGUAUUAUAUAUAUGCGGUUUGGUUAAUAAUACUAUCACAAAAUUGAAGCUCUUGAUUUGAGAA